CGCUCUCACACUGUCAUAACCACAGGAAGAAGGUUGAUAAUGAAGAGAGCUCAAGAUGCUUUUUCAUUUGUGGGAGGGUGUGCAGCAGUAGUGCAUGAUGAACCAUUUCAACCCUGUCACAGAUAUAGUAGACUCUGAGUACACAGAGCAUUAAGGGUUUACAACUCCAGAGCUGGGACUUUUUCAAUCAGCAUGAAGACUAUUUUUGUGUUCUACUGUCUUUUACAUGCGACGUGGAAAGUGGGAGCAGACAUUACUGCAGAGGGAUUUGAAAGGGGAGAGGUCUCGUUCAACUGUUCACACAGAAAUGCAUGGUCAAAUAAUAAAUACCUCUGCAAGAACUCCUGCAAAGGCAGAGGUGAUAUCCUGGUUACUGUGAAGUCUGGUAGGAGUGAGGGGUCAGAGAGGAUAGCACUGAAGGACUCUGGGAAUGGGGUCUUGACUGUGACCUUUAGGUGGCUCCAGCUGACAGACUCGGGGAAAUACUGGUGUGCAGUGAAAAGGCUUGGUUUUGAUACAUAUAUUGCAGUAUACCUAACUGUAAAAAGAGCUGUCGUCAAUGAGACAACAACCGUCAAACCUGGACUUUUCAACACGUAUCAGACUACUUACAAUUCAACACAACAAACAUCUGGAAUAGACAUGAACAUUUCAACAGCCUCUAACUGCACUACUGGAGGAGAACAAAACAGCAGCACAGGCACAGUGCUGUUCUGUACAGUCGGGGGUGUCGUUAUGAUUACCAUCUUGGUCCUGGCUGUGUGGUUGAGGAAACGGAGAAAAGGAUCAAAACACCAACCACAAGUUUGCUCAAACAGCACAGGACUCAUCGGUGUACGCAGAAGAGAGGUAUGAGACAGAAAAGCUGAAUAUGUCAGGAAGUCAGAAACAGCUCUCUGCGCAAAGAAACACAAAGCCUUGAUAGUGAAUCUUGUGAUGUUGGCGGCUAUCAAGUUUCUUUUCCUGGUUUCAGAGGUCAAUGUAUUAACAGGGGGUUUCCUACAGUCAGCUACUGUAGUGCCUAUUCCUUUUUAUUAUUUUGAAAACAAAUUUUUUUUUGCAUUUUUUGGGUUGAAAUACUUUAAAACAACAAUGAGUUGUAUUGAUGGUACAGGAGAUUGCAUUAAAGCUCCUGAGGAGUUUUGAGCUGGUUAUGGACAUUAAUACUGAAGCCUCUUCAUGUGACUAAAAGUGAAAGAGACUAUCAGUAUUAAGACUGAGUAUUUCUACUUUGUCACAUUGAUGCCUGAAAUAGCUGCUGGGGGAUGGGUGUCAUAUGAAAAGCGAAAACAACAUGCUGCAGAUCAGCUUUUUUGAAAAAAUAUUUUUUGCAGCAUUUAUGCACUUAAGACUGAUACAUUUGACCUAAAGCUGGAUGGUCAAGGACGAUGUUAUGUUCCCUGAGAUGGUUAAGGGAUGAGUGGAGUAACAAUAAAUUAAAA
This is a messenger RNA of Labrus bergylta (ballan wrasse), 1442 nucleotides long. Lineage: Eukaryota; Metazoa; Chordata; Actinopteri; Labriformes; Labridae. The record is from RefSeq and is a predicted model, not a curated record.